Messenger RNA from Trichoderma reesei QM6a, 3318 nucleotides. RefSeq lists its product as uncharacterized. Gene Ontology annotation, molecular function: ATP hydrolysis activity; copper ion binding; ATP binding. The transcript has a single exon. Gene Ontology annotation, biological process: monoatomic cation transport; copper ion homeostasis. Bases 1 to 3318 code for a protein of 1105 amino acids. The record is from RefSeq and is a predicted model, not a curated record. Gene Ontology annotation, cellular component: membrane. NCBI's taxonomy places the organism in Eukaryota, Fungi, Ascomycota, Sordariomycetes, Hypocreales, Hypocreaceae.
AUGGCUCCGUCCAAUACGGCUACGACGGCCUUUCUGCUGGGCAACCUCCACUGUCCAUCAUGUGUGACGCUCAUCAAGUCUCUACUGCAGGAGACGUUUGGCGACAAGAUUGUUUGGGUCUCACCAAAUCUGGUGACAUCCAUUGUGACGGUUGAGCACGAUGACUUUUCCCCCGAUUUCGUACGUGCUAUGGGCAAGACGCUUGAAAAUGUCGGCUUCGAGAUCUGUGGAGUCGACACCACUGCUUCUGGCGCCGAAGACCUGAACAACACUUCGCAAGGCGAUAUGCCCGAAAGCCACGGCAUUUUUGAGAGCUGGUCUAGUUUAUGGGCCCAAAAGCAGCCGGCGCCGGCGGUCGAGGCCACCAAGGCUGCGCAUCUGGAGAACUGCGAGGCAUGUCGGUCUCACAGACCACACGACGAAGACGAGGACGACGGCGGCGGCGGCGGCGGCGGUAGUAUCGACCAGAAACUCAAGCCGUCGUCCUCAUCCACGAGCCUGCGCAAGGAUCCGCUCACCGGCACCGUGCCGCUCGAUGGCGUUGUCACUGGUGACGGAAGCCCGCCCCCGUUAUGGCGAGCGACAAUGUCCGUUGGCGGAAUGACCUGCGCGGCUUGUGUCACCGCCAUCACAAACGAAUUACAGAAGCUCCCUUGGGUCUCAAAGGUUGCCGUCAACCUUGUGGGGAACAGUGCCACAAUCGACUUCUUGGGCGAGGGUAAGGAAAAGGAUCUCGUGGAGGCAAUCGAAGACAUUGGCUAUGAUGCCACAAUCGACCAAGUUGUUAAUCUCAAUGAGAAGAAGCCUCUGUCUGAUGAGCGUCAAGUGGAAAUCCGCAUCGAUGGCAUAUUUUGCCCUCGCUGCCCUCAGAGAAUCAGCAAGACCGUCAGCAGCUUCAAGGCACAUGGUGUACAGAUUCUGGUUCACCCGUCCAUGGAGCAUCCGAUUCUGAAACUGCGUUACAUUCCGAAUCCGCCCCAGUUCACCGUAAGGCACAUCCUCAGGAGCAUCGAGGCAACAGACCCGUCUCUCCGCGCCAAAAUCUAUCAUCCGCCGACGCUUGAAGAGCGGUCGAGGGCUAUCAGGGCAAAGCAUACGCGACAGCUGUUUUACAGACAAGUACUGACCAUUGUGCUCGCCAUUCCGACUUUCGUCCUCGGCAUUGUCUACAUGAGCCUUGUGCCAGACUCCAACUCCACCAAGCAUUUCCUGAUGAAGCCGUGGGUAUCUGGUCUAAGCCGUGUCGAGAUUAUCCUCUGCCUGCUGGCUACCCCGGUGUACUUUUUUGCCGCGGAUGUCUUCCAUGUGCGAGCCAUCAAGGAGCUGAGGACAUUGUGGCGGCACAGCAGCCGUACGCCCUUCCUGCAACGAUUCUACAAAUUUGGCAGUAUGAAUAUGCUCAUGUCACUGGGAACGAGCAUUGCCUACUGGUCGUCCAUCGGCCAGAUGAUUGCGGCCGGAGCCGACCGCAACAAGGUUGACAUCCCCGACGACCGCUUCUACUUUGACUCCGUGGUCUUCCUGACCCUCUUCCUUCUUGCUGGACGGCUGAUCGAGGCGUACAGCAAGUCCAAGGCGGGCAACGCGGUUGAAGCUUUGGCCAAGCUGAGGCCGACCACUGCUCUACUGGUCGAGCAGGAUAAACUGCAAGGUCAAAUAACCACGACGAUAGAUAUGGAUCAGCUGGAGCACGGAGACGUUAUUCGGGUGCCUCACGGCUCUUCGCCGCCCGUCGAUGGCGUCAUCUUGACCGGCGAGACGACGUUUGACGAAUCGAGUCUGACGGGCGAGUCACGGCCCAUCAAAAAGGGCGAGGGAGAUGAGGUAUUCGCGGGAACCGUCAACAAGGGGGCUGCCGUCAUUGUCAAGGUCACGGGGACUUCUGGAAAAUCGAUGCUUGAUCAGAUUGUCGAAGUCGUCAGAGAAGGACAAGCCAAGCGGGCGCCGAUGGAGCAAGUAGCGGAUCUGAUCACGUCCUACUUCGUCCCCGUGGUGACCCUCAUAGCCAUCAUCACCUGGGCAGUGUGGAUGGCGCUCGCAUUCUCCCAUGUAGUGUCGAGCGACGAACUGGGCUCGUCGGGUGGUGCAACUGCGUUUGCCUUUCAGUUUGCCAUUGCCGUGUUUGUCGUGGCUUGCCCGUGUGGGCUUGGGCUGGCUGCUCCAACGGCCAUCUUCGUUGGAGGAGGUCUCGCAGCCAAGUACGGUGUCCUGGUCAAGGGCGGUGGCGAGGCAUUUGAAAAGGCAAGCAAGGUGGGCUGCGUUGUCUUUGACAAGACGGGGACGCUUACAGUGGGAGGAGAGCCUCAGAUUACCGAUUCUGUUAUCUUUCCUGACAAGGUUGUCGAUGGACUUGAUGAACGGACUCUACUCUCUGUCAUGAAAGCUGCGGAGGAAAACAGCAGUCAUCCCAUUGCAAAGGCCAUUGUUGCCUUCUGCAAGGCAGACCCCAAGCAAGUUGAGCUUGACAGGAUCGAAGAGGUGCCGGGCAAGGGCAUCACCGCCAGCUGCAAGACGCAGCCUCUCGACGUUGCGGUGGGCAACGAGAGCCUGAUGCGAGACCUGUCAGUCGUCCUGUCUCCCAAGGUCCAGGGCCUACUGGAGGCGUGGAAGCAGGAAGCCAAAUCCGUCGCCCUCGCGGCAACGCGACCCCGUGACACCAGCAGAUGGACGGUCGCCGCCGUGCUCUCCAUCUCGGAUCCUAUCCGCCAGGAAACGCCCCCGGUGCUCGAGGCGCUGCAGAAGCGUGGCAUCGAGGUGUGGAUGCUGUCAGGCGACAACGUGACGACGGCGCAGGCUGUGGCUCAGAAGGUGGGCAUUCCUGCAUCCAACGUGUUUGCCGAGGUGCUGCCCUCGGAGAAGGCGGCCAGGAUCAGCUACCUUCAAGCGUCGAUGAACAGCAACGGCCACCGCCCCAUGGUCGCCAUGGUGGGAGACGGCAUCAACGACUCGCCGGCGCUUACGACGGCGGACGUGGGCAUCGCCAUUGGGUCGGGCAGCGACGUGGCCAUUUCGAGCGCCGACUUUGUGCUGGCCACGUCGAACCUGCACUCGGUGCUGACGCUGCUGGACCUCAGCCGCGUCGUCUUCCGCCGGAUCAAGCUCAACUUUGGCUGGGCGGCUGUGUACAACGUGUGUGCCAUCCCCAUUGCGGCGGGAUGCCUGUAUGGCAUCAGGACAUCGAGCGGAUCCCACGUCAAGCUGGAUCCUGUGUGGGCAUCGCUGGCCAUGGCCCUGUCGAGCAUCAGCGUGGUGCUGAGCAGCCUGAGCCUGAGGACCAAGAUUCCGGGGCUUGGCUUUCGCAACAAGCAGGUUGUGUGA